AUGACGUGUGAAGUCCAGGGUUUGGGUCUGGCGUCCGUUUGUACGGGGUUGACUCGUGUCAAGUUACCACACGGAACACAGAGGGGAGGACCGCCUCGGCGAAAAGUCAUUCCACUGGAUUUUAUCGCGCCAGGACUUGACUACCAGGGUAUCAUAACGACACAAGGCUACAAGAAGUUUGAAUCCCCCUUUGGUGGCAUCUCGAUUAGAAUCUCCAACUUGAAUGCAAUUAGCCUCCUGGACAUCGAACGGGAGAAAGAGCAGUACAGUCGACAAACUCCCUCGGGCUAUCUUGACAGGACUCUAAUACGCGAUCAAGACGAACAAAGCGCCAACCCUGGUACCUCCGAAGCACGAGUUCUUAUCCUUGGCCCUCUGCCCAACACCGACCUCCAAGAGUUAUGA
Messenger RNA from Fusarium poae, 405 nucleotides. RefSeq lists its product as uncharacterized. The transcript is spliced from 4 exons. The record is from RefSeq and is a predicted model, not a curated record. The coding region runs from base 1 to 405 and encodes 134 amino acids. NCBI's taxonomy places the organism in Eukaryota, Fungi, Ascomycota, Sordariomycetes, Hypocreales, Nectriaceae.